CCAAGUCGGUUCACCUAUCCAACACGAAGACCACGUCAGGUGUUCGGCCUUUUCCGCCGAUGGAAAGCUGCUAUCCACGGGUUGUGUUGAUAAAAACGCGUAUGUUUGGGACGUUCAAGCCAUCCUGAAAACAGCUGGCCUAGAAGACCUCCUGUCCAUACCUGAUAGCGCAUCAAAAGCUGAACCCAAACAGAAACUGUAUACAUCAUCUGGCUCCUCAAGCAAAGAGCACAUUUCCCCAUCCGAGUCGUCGCAGGGCAUCGAAGACAGGUCGUUUCUAGAGGCUGACGCUACGGGAGGUUUCGGCCACUUUGGGGGCAGAGAGGAACUUCCACCAGGUUUUUUCGACGACACGCAACCCGAUAUUAAUGCACAUUCCUCUGCAACACCUGGUGCCAAUCCUAAUCUUUCUGCACUCCUUGGCCGCCUUUACUCGCUUCUUCGUCGCUCUCGACCCAAUGAAGCGAUCGAAACUCAGCAACCUCCAGUGCCUUCAGAGUCACAUUUGCAUGCGCUCCUCAAUCACCUGUCCUCACACCUUCGCUCUCCACGUAACACUGAUGAAACAUCCGAACUUCCGCAAUCCCAAAUACUUUCGCGUUUACAUCUACAGGUACUCCUCCGUCACCUGUCCUCACUUUUGCCCCGCCCUGGACUCUACACCGACGAAGCACCCGAACCUCAGCAAUCCCAAACACCCUCAGUCUCACGUCCGGGUGCACUAAUGGGUCGCCUGUCCUCACUCUUUCAUGCUCCACUCAACGCUGAUGAAGCAAUCGAACCCCAACAUCACUUGGGGCCAACUACCUCCUCUCACUGCAAUCAUCAUGACGUCGAUGUUGCCGCAAUGCGGGACAGAGAGGUAAUAUUUAUUGCUCCUCACCACGAAACUGCUAGUGAAAAGGCCAGGCGCAUCAAGAACCCAAAACCGUGGGUUCGCGUGGUGUUGUUUCUCUGCUGCGCGUCCCCUGGUGCCGAUGACAGUCUUGACACCGACGAGACACAUGGCAGAACAUAGACAAAUAUGUUUAUCGAGUGUAGUAUGAUGUAGCUUUGCUACUAUGUCAAUACCAGUUAAUUCAUGAUUCCAUUCUAACCCGUCU
Molecule: messenger RNA, 1103 nt
Organism: Suillus subaureus
Lineage: Eukaryota; Fungi; Basidiomycota; Agaricomycetes; Boletales; Suillaceae
Exons: 5
Coding region: 369-725 (118 amino acids)
Source: RefSeq, a predicted model, not a curated record